Molecule: messenger RNA, 279 nt
Organism: Geodia barretti
Lineage: Eukaryota; Metazoa; Porifera; Demospongiae; Tetractinellida; Geodiidae
Source: the annotation of a GenBank genome assembly
AUGAAGGACAAUCUCGCAAUAUCUGACAUUGAGAAAGGCACCGUGUGUCACACGCAAGCAAGAGCAUUCCACAACGUCUAUAAAACGUUCCUGCGCGUUUUGCAAGACACGUUUGACGGGCAUCCGGAGAAAAUGGACGAGGCUAUGAAACUCAUGGAGGUGUUGAAGGUUCACGCAAAAAGGGCGAUCUGGACUCCGCUGAACUCCCUCACUUCUAGACCUCCAGAAGACGGGGAAGUGAUGUGUGGCCCAAUCUGGGAUUACGAUGUGGAGGAAUGA